Messenger RNA from Oncorhynchus mykiss (rainbow trout), 3577 nucleotides. RefSeq names its product urotensin-2 receptor-like. Lineage: Eukaryota; Metazoa; Chordata; Actinopteri; Salmoniformes; Salmonidae. The record is from RefSeq and is a predicted model, not a curated record. Gene Ontology annotation, cellular component: plasma membrane. Gene Ontology annotation, molecular function: urotensin II receptor activity. Gene Ontology annotation, biological process: regulation of blood pressure; blood vessel diameter maintenance; neuropeptide signaling pathway.
CUCCGUCCUCUCUCUCUCAGUCUCUCAGACACUGUGUCUCAGUGAAGGGGAUUCUCCGUAACCAGCUGUAGCUUAACGUGAUUUGUCACCUCAGUCACUCUAUUCCCCGUGAGGAAACGUUCCUUUUUCUUCUAAUCAUUACCGCUUCAACGUUAAAUUUCUCCGCUGGCAUGUUGAAGCUGUCAAUCAAACCUGUGGAAGGUACUCUCAAGCUGCACUGAGAGACAGAGAGAGUAGAAGAAGAGUAGAAUAAGUUUUAGUCGAGCUCAAAGGGCACCUUUUUUUUCAGUUCUCGGAUUCAUUCACCUUUUGAUUGAGACUAUAUACUAUGGUAAAUGAAACUAUGAAGACAGUGGUGUUACGGCAAAGGAUCUUUCUUAGCCAAACUCAAGAUCCAGGAUUUUUUAUUUAUCUCAAUUGAAAUGCACAGGAUCACCAGAUUCAUUGAAGGAUCUGUUUGGACUUUUUUGGCUCUAGACAUACCUGCAGUAUAUGUGAAGUUGGGAGACCAGAGUGAGCUAGGUGAUGGUUCAACAGGCUAACGAAGCUAGAUGCUAAUUCUUUCUGUUCCGGCAUCCAGUCAGCUGACAAUCCAGCAGAUAACAAUCAAGCGAUGACCACGGUAUCCAUGGAGCCCCUGCUGGUUCUGAUGGAGCUGAUCCCCAACGCCACCGACCCGCCUUUAGACUCCACCCCUUCCUCUCCCGAAGACACCGCCGCCACCUUCACAAUAGGCUGUAUUCUCUCCCUCAUGUGUCUGGUCGGCGUCUCCGGAAACAUCUACACCCUCGUGGUCAUGUGUCAAUCCAUGCGUUUCGCGGCAUCCAUGUAUAUUUACAUCAUCAACUUAGCCCUGGCUGACCUCCUCUAUCUGUUGACCAUUCCGUUCGUGGUCUGCACGUACUUCCUGAAAGGUUGGUAUUUUGGCGAUGCUGGGUGCAGGAUUCUAAUCAGCAUGGAUUUUCUGACGAUGCACGCCAGCAUUUUCACGCUGACCAUCAUGAGCACGGAGAGGUACUUUGCCGUGCUGAAACCGCUGGACACAGUCAAGCGGUCAAAGAGCUACCGCAAAGCCAUUGCGGUGCUUGUAUGGGUGGCUUCCCUGGUCCUGACUUUACCCAUGAUUCUCAGUAUUCAGAUGAUGAAGGUGGGGAGCAAGGCCAUGUGCCAGCCGACUAUCUCACCGCUGUCCUAUAAGGUGUACAUCACCUUCCUGUUCUGUACCAGCAUUGUGGCUCCGGGGAUGAUCAUUGGCUUUCUCUACAUCGGACUGGCUCGUACCUACUGGAUCUCACAGACAGAAACCUUCAAACAGACCAAGAAACUACCCAACCAAAAGGUCCUCUACCUGAUCUUCACCAUUGUACUUCUGUUCUGGGCCUGUUUCCUGCCCUUCUGGAUCUGGCAGCUCCUGGGUCAGUUCCAGCCCUCCAUCCAUCUCUCCACCAAGUCCAAGCGCAACAUUAACUACUUGACCACCUGUCUCACCUACUCCAACAGCUGCAUCAACCCUUUCCUCUACACGCUGCUCACCAAGAACUAUAAGGAGUACCUGCGGAAGCGCCAGCGUACCUGGACUGCGGGCAGCUACUUCAACCGAUGGAACCGGUUCCAGCGAUCACCAAGGAGGUCGCUGUCCUCCAGCAGCCAGCAGUGCACGGAGAGCUUCGUGCUCACGCACACACCGUCUCUGCGCAUCACGCACAACAGCAGCCUGUGAGGUAUAGGAGAAGAGGUUUCUGGUCUUGGUCUUAUCGUGACAUUAUCUCCACGUCUGCUACCCAUUUACGGCGACGUACAGAUGUCGGAUCUUAACUUAAUCACUAUUUUGUCGCAGAGAGUUUUCCUGUUGCAUCAGGAAAUUCAAAUUAGCCUCGUGAUUGGCUGAAAAUGAGCAGUUGUCUUUCUCUCCACUCGGGGCAGUUGAGGCAUUGGGAUCGGGUCUUGCUAUCAAAAUUACGUUAUCUCUCACUCGCUCAAAAUCUAGGCCUAGGUCUCAUUGCUGCAACAUUUAAAUGUAAAAAUGGUAUCUGAAAUGCAGCCAUAAACAUCAACAACUUAUACAUCUUUAUAACACAAGAUAGAUAUUGGUCUCCGUUAGGCUACGACAUACAAGUGUCUAGUGUAUCCAAAAGUUACAAAUAAACUCAGCCAUGGCCUGGUCGGGAGGUUAACGUUGCUGCCUUCAGUAUAUAGGUUUUCCAUGUCGAUUCUGGCCCAUUUCCUUAUGGUAGAAAUAACUCGAUCCCCCAAUUGACUUGAUGUAGUUACAUAUUUCAAAUAUGGACAGUCCAGGGUUAUUUUCAACAACAACAAAUAUGGACAGUCCAGGGUUAUUUCAACAACAACAAAUAUGGACAGUCCAGGGUUAUUUUCAACAACAACAAAUAUGGACAGUCCAGGGUUAUUUUCAACAACAUCAAAUAUGGACAGUCCAGGGUUAUUUUCAACAACAACAAAUAUGGACAGUCCAGGGUUAUUUUCAACAACAUCAAAUAUGGACAGUCCAGGGUUAUUUUCAACAACAUCAAAUAUGGACAGUCCAUGGUUAUUUUCAACAACAACAAAUAUGGACAGUCCAGGGUUAUUUUCAACAACAACAAAUAUGGACAGUCCAGGGUUAUUUUCAACAACAACAAAGAUGGACAGUCCAGGGUUAUUUUUAACAACAACAAAUAUGGACAGUCCAGGGUUAUUUUCAACAACAACAAAUAUGGACAGUCCAGGGUUAUUUUCAACAACAACAAACAUGGACAGUCCAGGGUUAUUUUCAACAACAACAAAUAUGGACAGUCCAGGGUUAUUUUCAACAACAACAAAAUGAUCAUGUGCGGCAAAUACAAAACGUUUAGACAUUACCGUGAAAUGAUUACAAAUGAGAUCUAAAAAAUAUAUAUAAUAACACAAUGAAAUAACAAUAAUGAGUACCGGUACCGAGUCAAUGUGCAGAGUAUGAGGUAGUUGAGGUAAUAUGUACAUGUGGGUAGAGGGAAAAGUGACUAGGCAAUCAGGAUAGAUAAUAAACAGAAUAGCAGCAGUGUCUGUGAAGAGUGUGAAAGAGUCUCUGCGACUAAAUGUAGGUGGCAUCAAUAUUCAUGUGUGAGCCGGAAGUUUACACCUUAGCCAAAUAAAUACUCAGUUUUUCAAAAUGUUUCAGUUAUUCACAAUUUAAUCCUAGUAAAAAGUCACUCUCUAAGGUCAGUUAGGAUCCACACUGAAAGAAUAAUAAUAACAGAGAGAAAGAUUUAUUUCAACUUAUUUCUUUAAUUACAUUCUCAGUGGGUCAGAAGUUUACAUACACUCAAUUAGUAUUUGGUAGCAUUGCCUUUAAAUUGUUUAACUUGGGUCAAAUGUUGUGGGUAGCCUUCCACAAGCUUCCCACAAUAAGUUGGGUGAAUUUUUGCCCAUUACUCCUGACAGAGCUGGUGUAACUGAGUCAGGUUUGUAGGCCUCCUUGCUUGCACAUGAUUUUUCACUUCUGGCCACACAUUUGCUAUAGGAUAUUGCUCCCAAGGAUGAACCAGACUUGUGGAGGUCUACAAUUUUUUUUUCUGAAGUCUUGGCUGAUUUCUUUUGA